UUUGAGCCUAUUUAUUUACUUCCAGUCGCAUUUUCCGCAUGGGGUGCGACGCCCGGCAUCCGCUCACGCGGCGACCUUCGCCGGCAUCUUGGCGACGGGGCCGUCGUAGCCGUCGCGCUUGGCGAGGGCGGCGAGCUCGUCGUUGAGCUCCGCGAGCGCGGCGGCCGGGAGCUCGACCUCCUUGCCCUGCUUGGCGGCGGCGGAGGUCGCGGCGGCCUUGAAGUGCGCCGCGAAGAGGUCCGUGACGAGCGCGGGCUUGGCGUCCGGGCUCGAGAGGGCGUCGAUGGCCUCGGUCAGGGCCUUGGUCUUGACCUCAGGCGACGCGAACUGGCCCGUGACGGCCGCGGCGGCGUCGGCCACGAGCUUGGCCUGGAUGCCCGCCGUCACGAGCUCGUCCUUGGCCACGAGGGUGUCGAGCUUCUUCACGAUCGAGUCGCGGACCGCGUGCUGGAGCUCCAUGGUCUUGGCGGCCUUGAGCAGGCCCAGGGCCUCGGCCUGCGCGCCCGAGAUGGCCUUGAGCUCGCCCAGCAGCGCCACGCGGCCCGCGUGCGCGUCGACGACCUCCUUGAUCGACGCGAUGGCCUCGUCCUCGAGGGCGUUGUGCUGCGCGAUGAUGGCCUUGCCCUUGGCGUCGAGCAUGUCGGCGACGGCCUGGUUGCCGAGCACGUACGACGCGCCGCAGAACAUGGCGAAGACGCCCACGAGCUGGGUCUCCUCGGAGAGCAUCAGGACCUCGUUCGAGAUGACGGGCACGGCCAGCCAGAUGCCGAGAGGCAGCUGGUACUGCCACUUGUCCAGGCCCAGAUCUUUGAGCACCGAGAGCGAGCGGGCCGCCGGCGCGGCGGCGGGCGCGCGGCGCGCCGCCCUUGCCAGCCCGGCCGCCGCACGCCUUGCGGCGAGCAUCCUCUAGUCUUUUUUCCGGCGCCUACGAGCGGCUGCUGAGGGCGACGGUCCACUGGCGCGGCUCGAGGCGCGGCUGUUGUGUCCGCGGCGGCGGACUGGGCGCAGCGAUUAGCUUUUUACGCUUGGUGGGAGACCGCCACCACCCAACCCGGCUAUAUGGAUCCUCCGAGUCCGUGGGAUUAUCGCUCACAGACUUCUGCUGUGACUUUUUUUUUUUUGGCUAUUUUUUUUGGGGGGUAU
This is a messenger RNA of Pelagomonas calceolata, 1143 nucleotides long. NCBI's taxonomy places the organism in Eukaryota, Pelagophyceae, Pelagomonadales, Pelagomonadaceae. The record is from the annotation of a GenBank genome assembly.